This is a messenger RNA of Lineus longissimus, 2370 nucleotides long. RefSeq lists its product as uncharacterized. Gene Ontology annotation, biological process: regulation of mitotic spindle organization; positive regulation of microtubule polymerization; regulation of mitotic cytokinesis. The record is from RefSeq and is a predicted model, not a curated record. NCBI's taxonomy places the organism in Eukaryota, Metazoa, Nemertea, Pilidiophora, Heteronemertea, Lineidae. Gene Ontology annotation, cellular component: spindle pole. Gene Ontology annotation, molecular function: protein binding. The transcript has 4 exons. The coding region runs from base 146 to 1936 and encodes 596 amino acids.
AGCGAAGUCAAGGAAGCUUUCUGUGGAAUGAAGAAGUCAAUUUUCAUCCAAAGAAAUACUUUGUAUUCAAUAAUUUAGGCAUGCGAUACAACAAUUAUGCCAUAACUUUGUAGUGUGUUGUUUGAUUGAACAAAAAUAACCCGUAAUGGAAGAAAAGAGAGGCCCCAGAGGGGGGCUUGGAGCAGUUCCUCCAAAUCCAAAGUCUCGACCAAGAAAAAUGCGACAGUUGCUGGACAAGAAAAUCGCCCCUGAUGAGUUUAUGGCUGCAGCAAUUGGGGACGUUGAAUGGUUGAAACAAAGCCUCAAGGAAAGAAACAAAGAAAUCACGUAUGAUGAAAAUGGUCUAGCCCCCAUCCACCUGGCUGCACUGCAUGGACGCUUGGACUGUCUCAGACUGCUCAUCGAGAAGCACAAAGUGGAUGUGAACCUUGUUAGCGGGACGGGCUGGCGGCCGAUCCACUUGGCGAUCAGUAACCAAACUGGCAAGAGGUCACUGCAAUGUCUUGUUUACCUUUUGGAGCAUGGAGCAGAUGCCUCUGUGACGAAUGAAGAUGGUGUUACGCCGGUCCACCAAGCAGCGAGCGAGGGCCACGUCCAGUGUCUCAAGCUGCUCAUUGAUGUAAAGGCUAAGAUAGAUGCCAGGGAUCGUAGAGGACAUCUCCCCAUCGACCUUGCCAAGUUAUGGGGGCAUAGGAAGUGUGCGAGAAUCCUGGCGACUGAGAAGUGGCAUCUGGACAAAGACUUCAUCAGUAGAGAGAUGCGUGAGCUGAAGAAGACCAAGAUGCAGGCAGCACUACAGGAACUAGAAGACUUUGAUAAGGAAGAUGAUGAACAGUUCUACGGUCAAACUGCCUUUAACGACUGGUUGACUGAUCACGGGAUACAAACACAGGGUUCCAACACGCCCAAACCAAAACCACCACGGCAGAGGAAGAAAGAAGCAGCCAAACCACCCGAGAAAAAGCCAGAAAAGAUUUCAGAGCGAGUUGAGAAUAAACCUGCAGAAAAGCGGCCUGUUGUUCUUGGUGGUCGACUACAACCAAUAAAAGAGUCACUGUAUAAGCCAAAUAGUGUGUCAUCUGGGCAGAGUGACAUCAAGCAGCAGGAGCCACAUCUGGUGCCGGAGAAACGGGUCCAGGUGGUCUCGCAUGAGAGUGAGGAGGAUGGCACACAUGGCCACAGCAGCAGGUCGCCGUCAACGAUGGCAAGCUCAAGUCCCGAGCGAGCGUUCUACGGGGACUUGAAGAUGAUGAAGGAGAUAUCACCCCAUCAGGAGCUACUCUACAGCACCGAGCCUCAGGAAACACACGAGGCAGCUUGGUAUAAUGAGAAGCCAUGGAACAAAUCCACCAAAGUCAAGGAAACAUUUCAUGAGUAUCUGCCCCUACUGCCUGAUGUCUACCCGCGGGAUAACUUCACCAUGAUGCCACAUAAACAUGCCACACCACAUGAGCUGAACAUCUGGAAAAGUCCCAAAGUCUUUGUCACUAAUGAAUCGGAGCAAAUAAAGCGCGCAGACGCGGAGGUGAAUAUCAAAAAGAAAUUAGAUGAAAUGCAAAUAUCCCCGGAGGCACAAGAGGUUAUUCUUAACCCAAAUGGUGUUGAUCGCCCAGUUCUGUUUAAAUGUCAAAAUAUCAUUGACGUGCCAACCAAGAAAAGGGUGUCCGAGUCAGCGAUACCAAAGACUGAGGCUGCCCUUCACUUGUCGAGUGAUUUGAGGUCAGAGCUUGUCCGAAGGGCGCUGCUGGUUGAAUUAGAGAAGAGAGCGCCCUCUAAAAUAUCUGUGGAGAGUUUCAGCUCUAACGGGAAUAGAGAGGUGUUACCACCCAGGGAACGACUGCUCAAGGCAUUUUCAAACUUCACCAAGCCAACAUAUUACCCGAAUAUCAAUGGAGAGCAGUUUGAUAUCAACUUGGGACAAGUGAAAGCAGUGUGAGAUGAUGGGCUGUGUCUAUCAGAGGGUGAAUUGAUACAUUGACACUCAAACACCCCAGACAUCUGUUGAAGUAAAUAUGUUCCCUGGUGUCUAUCUCGAUUCUUUUGUUGGAGAGAUAUAUUGAUUCUUACUUGUAUUUUCUACUGCUGGUGCCUUCCAAUUUUACCAAAAAUGAAAACGAAUAUUUCUACCAACUUUGUAACUGGUUUGAUGUCAAUGUCUGCUUGCACUGUUGUGAAAGCACAUAAUAGUUGGAUAACAACUAACUGGUUUGAUUUGUGACCUGCACAUUGUGACAGUUGAAUGUUGAUAUAUUUUUGACUCUGGAUUAUAACUAUAUUUCUAUCAACCCGAUAUGUUCUUAGGACUCCUCUAUGAACUCUGUAAAUAACAUUAUUUCUGGGAAUAAAUCUGACAUUCUACCUCAAACAGAA